This is a messenger RNA of Papaver somniferum (opium poppy), 1976 nucleotides long. RefSeq names its product cell division protein FtsZ homolog 2-2, chloroplastic-like. Gene Ontology annotation, cellular component: cytoplasm; chloroplast. NCBI's taxonomy places the organism in Eukaryota, Viridiplantae, Streptophyta, Magnoliopsida, Ranunculales, Papaveraceae. The transcript is spliced from 7 exons. Bases 595 to 1752 code for a protein of 385 amino acids. Gene Ontology annotation, molecular function: GTPase activity; GTP binding. The record is from RefSeq and is a predicted model, not a curated record. Gene Ontology annotation, biological process: chloroplast fission.
UGAAAACUCUCGUGUGUGCGUAGUAGUUCUGACUGAGCGGACCAAACUAGAGAAACCAAAAUCACAAAAACCCUUUCUAGGGCUCUCUCUCCCUCACUCUUCACUCCAGUGAAGAAGCAGCCCUCAAAUUCAUCCUCUCUUCCACACAAAUUCAACUCCGAAAACCAAAUUCUCAACUACAUUUCUCUCGAUCGAAUAAGAUUUGAUUGAUUGAUUCCAAAAUGUUCGGCGACGGCUGAAUGUUUUCGAGGAAUCCUCAUCUCGAACUGGUAAUACUGGUCCAUUUUUUCAUCUGUUAAUUUCUAGGUCAGUUUCGAUUGAGAUUUUGUGUUUUUUUAGUACUUGUUUGUGAAGAUGGCAACAACAACAACUCAGCUGCCAUAUUUGUCACCUGGGCAAAGAGUUGUCUUAGAUAAUAAUCAUCGAAUGAUUGGAAUUAGUUUGAACAAUAUGGUGUUUAAUAAUAAUGUGAUGAUGGUUGGUUCGAAAAGUAUAGGUUUGAUGAGCUAACAACGAUUUAGAUGUUCAUCAGUUAAUAAUAAUUCGCGUAGUAAUGGGAUUAACCCUUUCUUGAAUUUACAUCCUGAAGUAUCUAUGUUGAGAGGUAAUGAAAGAAUUGACACGGUUAUUAGUCCGAAAAAUGAUGGGUCAAUUGGGAAAAUUACUGAGAGUUUGAUUGAUUCGUCUAUCCCGGAGGAGAAUUACAGUACAGCUAAGAUUAAAGUUAUUGGUGGUGGUGGUGGUGGGUCGAAUGCUGUUAAUAGAAUGAUUGAGAGUAAUAUGAAAGGUAUUGAGUUUUGGAUUCUUAACACGGAUAUUCAAGCUAUGAGAAUGUCGCCUGUGUUUCCGGAUAACCGACUGCAAAUUGGUCAGGAGUUAACUAGGGGUCUUGGUGCUGGUGGGAACCCUGAUAUUGGUAUGAAUGCUGCUAAAGAAAGUAGAGAAGCUAUAGAAGAGGCACUUUAUGGUUCUGACAUGGUAUUUGUUACGGCUGGAAUGGGUGGAGGAACUGGUACUGGUGGGGCACCGUUCUCUUUUGAGGGCCGAAGACGAGCAGUUCAAGCACAGGAAGGAACUGCUGCUUUGAGAGACAAUGUUGACACUCUGAUUGUCAUUCCAAAUGAUAAGCUGUUGACUGCUGUCACCCAGAAUACCCCUGUAACAGAAGCAUUCAACUUGGCUGAUGAUAUUCUUUGCCAAGGUGUUCGUGGUAUCUCUGACAUAAUUACGAUUCCAGGCCUUGUAAAUGUUGAUUUUGCCGAUGUCCGAGCCAUUAUGGCUAAUGCUGGCUCAUCUUUAAUGGGGAUAGGAACUGCAACAGGCAAGACCAGGGCAAGAGAUGCUGCAUUAAAUGCCAUCCAAUCACCUUUACUAGAUAUUGGCAUAGAAAGGGCUACUGGAAUCGUGUGGAACAUCACUGGUGGAAGUGAUUUAACUUUGUACGAGGUAAAUGCUGCAGCAGAGGUGAUAUAUGACCUUGUUGAUCCAAGUGCAAAUUUAAUAUUUGGAGCAGUUAUAGAUCCAUCACUCAGUGGUCAAGUAAGUAUAACUCUGAUUGCCACUGGAUUCAAACGGCAAGAAGAAGCUGAAGGAAGGCCUCCUGUUCAGGGUAAAUUGCAGGGAACUCAGUUACCAAACGGGGACAUCAACCUUGGCGGAAUGAAUCGACGACCUUCCUCUUUCAACGAAGGCAGCUCAGUGGAGAUCCCUGAAUUCCUGAAGAAAAAAGGCCGACGCUUUCCCAGAGCUUGACAAAUUCUUUUGUAAUAUAUUACACCCUUUUUAUAUUGUUUUUCAGUUUAGCGGGACUAUAUCUACAAUUCCACUAUUUGUUUUUUCCUGUCUAGCCUAGACCCCAUUCUCUGUUACUUUUACUAGUUUUGUAGUGAUAAAUAAGUAAAGUCAUGUUGAAUUGAAGUCAUACAUUCAUCUGUUUUUUUUCCUGGCUGCUAAUGGGUGGUGCCAAUUUGCAGCUA